AUGACGACUAACUAUUUGGUGCCAAACACUAAACCGAUUAAUGGAAAUGUAUUUCAUUCAUUCGAAAAGAUAAAUGAAAUAUUCGCAAAGAAUGACGGUAGAAGAUAUUAUAGAGAACUUGAAAGUUCAUGCUAUGACUCUGAUGCUCCAUAUUUUGAUGAUAAACAAACUCAUUUAAGAAUUACAAAUCCGGCUCAUGAUGUGAACCAAUUAGGUGACACAUAUAUUAAACGCAAAGUUAAAGCAACUCUAGUUUCAAAUAAAGCUUUCACAUGUGAUGCCGUUUUUAAAUGCAUGCGUUUAUUCGUUGGUUACAAAUCAUCAAAUCAAAGCUUUAAACAAUUAGAAGUAGAAACCGAAAGAGGUGAUGCCGGUUAUCUUCAGAUGGAUUGCGCCCGUGAAUCUUUCGCAUUUGCAACAUAUAAACCAAAAUCAGAAAGGAAAGUUAAAAAGUUUGUUCAUUCGUUAUAUAAUAAUGUUCAAAAAUAUGAUAACUCAGUAUGUGGUAAAUAUAUUGACCCUUCAGAAGUUUUCAAGAGAGCAAAUGAAGAAGUUGAUGUCACUUUUGAUAUGAUUAUUCCGGUAAAUGAUUUGUUAGCAUUUCAGGCGUUCGAUGAUUAUCCUAAAUCAUUUG
Molecule: messenger RNA, 634 nt
Organism: Trichomonas vaginalis G3
Lineage: Eukaryota; Parabasalia; Trichomonadida; Trichomonadidae
Exons: 1
Source: RefSeq, a predicted model, not a curated record